CUUCCCCCCCACGCACGUUCCUAAACCGAGAGAUUGGGUCUUGGCACACCGAAGCGUCAAUCGGAAGAAUCGAACAAAGGAAAGCGGCCGAUGCAGAGACGACAGGCAGAAUUUUGAGAUGAGGUCCUAGCGAGAAAGAGCAGAAGAGCAACGGGACCGGGGCUGGGCCUCCUCUCUCCUCGCUCCUACCACCUAUCCUCUCUCUCUUCCUCUUUCUCUUUCUCUCCUCUCUUUCUCCGUACAGAAGAUGAAGGUCGGCGGCUUGGUUCAACUGGCGCUGCUGGGCGCGGCGCUGUUGGCGGUGACGCGUGUGCAGGCGUUGCCUGUCGGUGCCAAGGUGCAGACAAAGGCGUUUGUCUCGCCUCGCGCCAUGGAGAGGCACCUCGAGGUGCAUGGCCACCGCGGUGGACGAGGCGAGGCAAACGAGGAGACGCUGGCCGCGUACGCCGACGCCUUUCUUGCCGGUGCCACGCACCUCGAGUGGGACGUCGGCAUCACCUCGGACGGCGUGCCGAUCGCAUGGCACGACGAGAACAUCCAGGCGGCCAAGUGCCUCGAUCCGCCGUCGGGCGACCACGUCGUCGGCAAGUACAUUGCCAAUGUGACGCUGUCGCAGAUCAAGUCGCUCGACUGCGGCGCCCAGCGCCUCGGCAGCGACUUUAUGCUGCAGCAGACACGCAAGGGCGCGCGCAUCCAGACGCUCGACCAGGUCUUUACGUUUGCCCAGUGCGUCGAUGCGGGCCUGCCCGCGGCCAAGAAGAUCCGCUUCAACAUCGAGUCCAAGCUCAGCCCGCCGACGCCCAACACGACCGUGGGCCCGCAGGUGUUUGUGGACAAGAUGUACGCCGCGUUCCGCAAGCACCGCGUCGUCGACCGCGUCGUCUUUCAGAGCUUCGACUGGCGCACGCUCCAGCUCAUGGGCGAGCAGCACCCCGAAGUCGUCCUCUCGGCCCUCGUCUCCUCCGACGCAUCCUACCUCGAGCCGAUCUGGCUCGGCGGCAUCGACCUGAACCAGCAGCCGGGCUCGACGCUGGCCCAGCGCAUCGUGCACGCAGCAAAGAGCAUCAACGCAACCUACCUCUCGCCGAACCACAACCUCAACGGGACCGAGGUCAACCAGCCCGGGUAUGCACCCUUUGUCGACACCGACAUGGUCCGCGCCGCCCACGACGUCGACAUGAAGGUGAUUCCCUACACGCCAGACAGCCUCGACACGGCCGAGAAACUCGUGUACACCCACGGCGUCGAUGGCCUCAUCACCGACUACCCCACCACGUUCACCGCCUGGGCCCGCAGCAGGGGCUUCCAGCUGCCGCAGAAGCGCGACGUGGUGCGCGUCCAGCGCUGCCUCAAAGAGGCCCGUGCCCGCGACGACGAGCCGUGAUGAAACUUACCGUUUGUGCUACACACUUCGCUUCCCCACCAAGCCCGCCUCGCGGUGUCUUUCUUGGCUUGCUAACUAACAUAGAGGAUCGGGACAUAAAAGAAGAAUCAGAUUUCAAUUUUGGCGACAAUCUUUU
Messenger RNA from Acaromyces ingoldii, 1520 nucleotides. Its product is annotated as PLC-like phosphodiesterase. The coding region runs from base 248 to 1384 and encodes 378 amino acids. The transcript has 2 exons. Gene Ontology annotation, biological process: lipid metabolic process. Gene Ontology annotation, molecular function: phosphoric diester hydrolase activity. NCBI's taxonomy places the organism in Eukaryota, Fungi, Basidiomycota, Exobasidiomycetes, Exobasidiales, Cryptobasidiaceae. The record is from RefSeq and is a predicted model, not a curated record.